AUGACAGCUGCUUCUGCCGCCGAACACAACAACCCUCAUCGGCUCCGUUGCCACGAGUUCAUAUUAUUACCCAUCAUCUUCUGCUUAUGGAUAAUAAGUAUGAUCGUGUUAAUCAGCAACGCCGUCAGCGAGCUCGGAAUGAAUUCCCCCGAGUUCCGCCUCCACUCCGCCACCAUGUCCCUUCCCAAUGCAUCUGCCUCCGAAUUCACCGCCACGUGGGACGUGACGGUCGUCGCGUUCAAUCCCAAUCACAAGGUCAACAUCUCCUACGACAGCCUGCAGGCCACGAUCUUCUACGUAACAGACCCCUUCGCGGACGCAGUCUUGCUCGCGACAAAGCCGGUGCCCCCGCCCUCGUUUCUGACCGCAAAGGCCCAGACCACUCACCGUUUCAGAGUCGAAACAGUGUCGGCGUACGUAGGUGAUGAAGUGGCCAGAGAAAUCUCAGAAGGGAGAGCUCAAUUGGAGCAAAUUUCAUGA
Messenger RNA from Prunus avium (sweet cherry), 480 nucleotides. The record is from RefSeq and is a predicted model, not a curated record. Lineage: Eukaryota; Viridiplantae; Streptophyta; Magnoliopsida; Rosales; Rosaceae.